UGAAGAAACGUUUCAACAUGCUUCCAACCCAACAAGAGCCACUUAAGUACUAAAAAGUUGUCACAUAUGGUUAUAUGGCAUUGUUGUACCAGUAACAUGAGGGUUAGUCUCUGGUUGAAUAUGAUUUAUAUGCACUUAAGAGAGCAUGGAACUGUAAUUCGGCUCUCAAAGCAUCUAUGGAAUCACAACCAUUACCUUCACGAGCAUUCUCCCUUGACAGUGGUAUCACAAAAAGCCACCACAGUUACCAAAUUUGUAUAAUAGAACUAAUAACAUCAUUCUUUGGAUUAUGAA
Williopsis jadinii is the source of this 294-nucleotide messenger RNA. RefSeq lists its product as uncharacterized. Bases 97 to 261 code for a protein of 54 amino acids. The transcript has a single exon. The record is from RefSeq and is a predicted model, not a curated record. Lineage: Eukaryota; Fungi; Ascomycota; Saccharomycetes; Phaffomycetales; Wickerhamomycetaceae.